Molecule: messenger RNA, 2561 nt
Organism: Diaporthe batatas
Lineage: Eukaryota; Fungi; Ascomycota; Sordariomycetes; Diaporthales; Diaporthaceae
Exons: 5
Coding region: 522-1943 (473 amino acids)
Biological process (GO): pyrimidine nucleotide-sugar transmembrane transport
Cellular component (GO): Golgi membrane
Molecular function (GO): UDP-galactose transmembrane transporter activity
Source: RefSeq, a predicted model, not a curated record
GGGAGUUUCAGGUUGAGCAGACAUCAUCAGUGGGGCGACAGGAACUCAUCCACCAUCACAAGUCACAUUUUGCUGGGGUCAAAGUCUGAUCCCCAGCCUACAUCCCGAGGUUGGGUAGGAUCCAGGGGUAAGACGCACUGGCCCUCGCCUGCCCGCUGCCCUGCCGUUGCCAGCUCCAAAUCUGGAGUCAGGACCUGGGGUCGAAGGGUCUAGAGGCCCGGGCCAAACAACGGGACCCUCUUCUUUUCUUGCCGCUUUGAGCUGCUUGCACUACUCUGACUGCUUGCUUGCUGCGCUGCCCACCUUCCAAGGCCGAUCUUGACGUCGACCUGCCCACCUGCCGCUGCGGCCCACAAUACCAGGGCACAUCUCUUGGACUGGCCCUCUUCAACACUGCUCCAGACACCGGCUUGUUGCAAGAAGCUGCACAUAUCGCAUUGCGCAGACACCACAACUCGAAUCAACAUUGCACGUGCCACAACAGUGCCUAUCAUUGCCUGCAACCCAGCCUGGAACCCAUCAUGGCUCUACUCGAUGCCCCCCAGGCCAAAGGUGCCUUGAAGGGGGGUCCGACUCUCCUCGGAGUGCCAAUGAAGCAGGCAUCGCUCAUUACAUUGACCUUCCAAAACUCUGCUCUAAUCCUCAUAAUGCAUUACAGUCGGAUAAUGCAACCCACUGGGGACCACAGAUACUUCACGAGCACCGCUGUCUUUCUCAAUGAGGUCAUCAAGCUUGCCAUCUCCGCCUCUUUCGCCCUCUACGACGUCUCGAGGAGCCUUGCGCCCCAGACUCCCGCCACAGUAUUGUUCGAGCAGAUAUACAGGUCCGUAUUCAGCGGCGAUGGAUGGAAGCUGGCGAUCCCGGCAACAUUAUACACCUUCGAGAACACGCUGCAGUACGUGGCUCUGGGGAACCUGGACCCAGUGCAUUUCCAGGUCUUGUACCAGCUCAAGAUCCUCACCACGGCAGUUUUCACCGUCCUGCUCCUCGGCAGACCCCUGAGUGGCAAGCGCUGGACAGCUGUCAUUCUCCUCACCAUCGGCGUCGCUAUCGUAUCCUUGCCCACAGACCCGAAAGAACCCUCCAUAUCCAUCCACGACUACAGCGACCACUUCUUCCCGCGAUCGAUGCACGAGCUUGGGCAAGCUGCCGGUGGCGCGGUCGAUGUGGCACGCCAUCUUACGAGAAGAGCCGUGGAAGGAUUCGCAGAGGGGGCCACUAGUCUGUACAAGCGAUCAGCCACGUACGAAGGUAUUGAGGAAGAUCUGGACAUGAGUCCCAAGAUGAACUACUCCCUUGGCUUGUCCGCAGUCCUUGUUGCAGCGGUGCUAUCUGGACUGACGGGGGUGUACUUCGAGAAGGUGCUGAAGGAAUCGAGCUCGCCCGUCUCCGUAUGGACGAGGAAUAUUCAGCUGUCUUUCUACAGCCUUUUCCCUGCUCUUUUCUUUGGGGUGAUUAUGAAGGAUGGUGAUGAGAUUGCCAAGCAUGGCUUCUUCGAGGGCUACAACUCGGUCGUCUGGACUGCUAUCGUCUUCCAGGCCAUCGGCGGUGUGCUUACGAGCCUCUGUAUCAACUACGCGGACAACAUCGCCAAGAACUUCGCUACAAGCAUCAGCAUCGUGGUCAGCUUCGUAUUUAGCCUCUGGUUCUUCGGCUUUCAGGUCUCUAUCAUGUUCAUACUGGGCACGGCCUUGGUGAUCUUCUCAACGUGGCUGUACAGUGGGCCUGACAGGAAGCGAGGCCGGCCCCCGCCUAUCAGCAUCGUUGGCUACGAGAAGACAGUCAUUGCUUCAACACCAAGACUUCAGUCACCAGAGGACACAAAGCUUCUAAAUCCGAUGGAUUCCGCGGCGUCUCUCGGUCUGUCGACAUCUAGGCCAUCGACGCCUUUGAGACACCACGCGAGGGUCCCAUCUGCUAGAGGCAAGGCGCGAGACGAAUAGAGUCAGACACACGAGACCGAGAUAAAUAUGCAUCGACGUUGGGUGGCGAGUCAUUUGAAUGAUGGGGGAUUACGGUUGGAAGAAGCAAGACGAGGCGGGAAAAUGAAAAAGGCGUGUGGGCUCACCGCCCGUCGUGAACGCUAUGUGUGCUGGCCGUGGGGGAUCAGCCAGCAUGGAACGGGCACAAUGAAUGUUGGAAGGACUAACGAUCAAAAUAGAUACCCAGGUUGAGGAGAAAUUCAGAAGGGGCGUCAAAAGGUGUGGACCUCCACAAAUACCAGUGUAGCACUGAAAGUUCGGGAAGGGAAAAAAGAGAACAGUUCGAAUUUACUACAAGUGGCACACCACUUCAUGCAGUAGGGAAGAAGAGGCCAACGAUGGCAUUUGCAAUGGAGCCGACUGCCACAUCCUGCUUCAACAGUGGCAUCCUCAUGCGCUGAUGUGCAUGCAGAUAAUCUGGAGAUGCUGUGCAUGCCAUACUGAAGUACCAGAAAUCACAGGCAGAGUGUCGAAGUCAAAUCCAUUGCAAUGAGUUAGGGGAGACAAAUCAGGUAGCCGGUGGUUUGCUACAGGAGGCAGAGGCAGUAUUCGUCCCCUAAUAUACCGGGUCGUGUGAUC